This is a messenger RNA of Hevea brasiliensis (rubber tree), 2198 nucleotides long. RefSeq names its product serine/threonine-protein phosphatase 2A 65 kDa regulatory subunit A beta isoform. The transcript has 13 exons. Gene Ontology annotation, molecular function: protein phosphatase regulator activity; protein binding. The record is from RefSeq and is a predicted model, not a curated record. Gene Ontology annotation, biological process: protein dephosphorylation. NCBI's taxonomy places the organism in Eukaryota, Viridiplantae, Streptophyta, Magnoliopsida, Malpighiales, Euphorbiaceae. The coding region runs from base 171 to 1934 and encodes 587 amino acids. Gene Ontology annotation, cellular component: protein phosphatase type 2A complex; cytoplasm.
UUUCAUAUAAAUGUAAGGUGGGCCUCACUGGAAGCAUAAUUUCUAGUUACAAUCUCAAAGUAUUAACUAUUGCAAACCAGAAUUAGACAGAAAAUUCGCAAGUUCUCUCUUUCAGAGCUUCGUCAGAGGCAGCCGGCGGUUACGCAUUCAGAUCGGAACUUUGGGAUACAAUGUCUAUGGUUGAUGAGCCCCUAUACCCAAUAGCUGUUCUCAUAGACGAGCUAAAAAAUGAUGACAUCCAGCUCCGGCUAAACUCAAUCCGUAGACUGUCUACAAUUGCUCGUGCUCUUGGGGAGGAGCGAACCCGGAAGGAAUUAAUUCCAUUUUUGAGUGAAAACAAUGAUGAUGAUGAUGAGGUUCUCCUUGCGAUGGCAGAGGAAUUGGGAGUUUUCAUCCCUUAUGUUGGGGGAGUUGAGCAUGCCCAUGUUUUGCUCCCACCUUUGGAAACCCUUUGCACUGUGGAGGAAACAUGUGUGAGAGAUAAAGCUGUGGAGUCCUUGUGUAGGAUUGGAUCCCAGAUGAGAGAGGGUGACUUGGUUGACUGGUUCAUUCCUCUGGUCAAGAGACUGGCUGCUGGAGAAUGGUUUACAGCUAGAGUUUCUGCAUGUGGACUAUUUCAUAUUGCCUAUCCAAGUGCCCCUGAUAUGUCAAAGACAGAAUUGCGUUCAAUAUACAGCCAGCUCUGUCAAGAUGACAUGCCUAUGGUUAGAAGGUCUGCAGCCUCAAAUCUUGGGAAAUUUGCUGCGACCGUUGAACCUGCUCAUUUGAAGAUUGACAUCAUGUCAAUAUUUGAGGAUCUAACCCAGGAUGAUCAGGAUUCUGUUCGUUUAUUGGCUGUUGAGGGUUGUGCUGCUCUUGGAAAAUUGUUGGAGCCCCAGGAUUGUGUUGCACAUAUUCUCCCUGUUAUUGUCAACUUCUCUCAGGACAAGUCUUGGCGUGUACGCUAUAUGGUUGCAAAUCAAUUAUAUGAACUUUGUGAAGCUGUGGGGCCUGAACCUACUAGGACGGACUUAGUUCCGGCAUACGUGCGCUUACUUCGUGAUAAUGAGGCUGAAGUACGUAUAGCAGCUGCUGGCAAAGUAACCAAGUUCUGCCGCAUUCUAAAUCCAGAACUUGCUAUUCAACAUAUUCUCCCCUGUGUAAAGGAACUUUCAUCAGAUUCUUCCCAGCAUGUCCGGUCUGCUUUGGCUUCAGUUAUAAUGGGGAUGGCUCCUGUCCUGGGGAAGGAUGCUACAAUUGAGCAGCUUCUUCCAAUUUUUCUUUCCCUUUUGAAGGAUGAAUUUCCUGAUGUGCGCCUCAACAUAAUCAGCAAGCUUGAUCAAGUGAAUCAGGUUAUUGGAAUUGAUCUACUGUCGCAAUCAUUAUUGCCAGCCAUUGUUGAGCUUGCAGAGGAUAGACAUUGGAGGGUCCGGCUUGCGAUCAUAGAGUACAUACCUUUGUUGGCUAGUCAGUUGGGUGUUGGGUUCUUUGAUGAUAAACUUGGGGCUCUUUGCAUGCAGUGGUUACAGGAUAAGGUUUACUCAAUUCGUGAUGCUGCUGCAAAUAAUUUAAAGCGGCUUGCUGAAGAAUUUGGUCCAGAGUGGGCAAUGCAGCACAUAAUUCCACAGGUCUUGGAGAUGAUUAACAAUCCUCACUAUUUGUACCGGAUGACUAUUUUACGUGCUGUCUCACUCCUUGCUCCUGUUAUGGGCUCAGAAAUUACAUGUUCUAAACUGCUGCCAGUGGUCAUCAAUGCAUCAAAAGACAGGGUACCCAACAUUAAGUUCAAUGUAGCAAAGGUGCUGCAAUCCCUCAUUCCUAUAGUUGAUCAGUCAGUUGUGGAGAAGACCAUCCGCCCCUGUUUGGUUGAACUGAGUGAGGAUCCAGAUGUUGAUGUCCGGUUUUUUGCCAACCAAGCACUUCAGGCAAUCGAUAAUGUCAUGAUGUCUAGCUAGACUGCUUUUAUGCACCGUGCUGAGUCUAUUAUAGUUCCCAUUUAUGACCAUCUUGCUGGAGGUGCCAUAAUUCUCUCCAUCAGAUUAGUUCCCUGCCUCUUGAUGUUUCCUUAGUGAGUGCAAUUCUCUUGUGGGUCUGUGACUAACAUGCAGCUGCCAUUUUUGGCGUUUAAUUUUGUGUGUUUUAGUGUAGUGUGUUGUAUAAACAUUUUUAUUUUCUUAUUCAAUUUCGAUUAUAAAAACCGAAAAAUGGCUUUUCUUUGA